GAAAUUGCCAUUGCAGGAUGGCACGCCGCUAUAAAUUCAUUGUCCCACCUCCUCGCAUCUUCACAGCGCCUGAGCCGCUCUCCGCGCCCGUAGCAGCCGACUGGGGAUGAUCCCGGGCGGGAGGACGCGGCAACGGAAGGGACCGGGACGCGCCGCCUCGCUGGCUCUCCGCAGGCCGCCUCCUAGCUUUUGAUUUUAAACAUUUUUAGGUGUUUCCUUUGCUUGCUUUCUUUCCUUUUCUUUUCUCCCGUCUCAUUUCUCCCUGCCUUCGGGUUCCAGCGGAGCCGAGGAAGCCCUGAGAAUAAGAAAGGAAGUGGGUCGGAGCUUGGAAGCUUUGCAGCCCGCCAGCCCCGGGCUUCGAGGGGGCGGGAGCGGACGCGCACCAGUUGCGGGCCAGCGCGGUCGCCCUUCUUACUCUCUUAGCUCGUUUGUUUUGAUCUGUUUGUGCAAAGAUCUUGUCUGCGUUGGGCCUCUCUCCUUUUUUGUAUUUGGUUGCUCUCCACCUCUUGGCUUUUACUCCCACCAACACCACCCUUUAUUUAAUUUUUUUUCUUUUAUUUUAUUUAAAAUUUUUCUUCCUCCGUCUCUUGGACCUCCAUUCCAAACAUUUUCCAAACCAACAAAGAAAAAGUUCUCACAGUGGCACCGGUGCCAGGCCAGGCUGGCUCUCUGCUGCGGAUUCCCCCUACCCUUUCCUGGACACUUGACUCAACCUUGCACGCCAGUGUGUAGAGUGUGCGGCUGUGGGUGGGUGGGUGGGAGGGCGAGCCCCCCACCCCCGCCCCUGAAACUUCUAUAGCAAAUAGCAAGCAUCCAGCUAGACUCAGUCGCGCAGCCCCUCCCGGCGGGCAGCGCACUAUGCGGCUCGAGUGGGCGCCCUUGUUGCUGCUACUGCUGCUGCUGAGCGCGUCCUGCCUGUCCCUGGCCGCUGACAGCCCCGCCGCGGCACCUGCCCAGGAUAAAACCAGGCAGCCUCAGGCUGCAGCAGCGGCCGCCGAGCCGGACCAGCCGCAGGGGGAGGAAACACGGGAGCGAGGCCAUUUACAACCCUUGGCCGGGCAGCGCAGGAGCGGCGGGCUGGUCCAGAAUAUAGACCAACUCUACUCUGGCGGUGGCAAAGUGGGCUACCUUGUCUACGCGGGCGGCCGGAGGUUCCUGCUGGACCUGGAGAGAGAUGACACAGUGGGUGCUGCUGGUAGCAUCGUUACUGCAGGAGGAGGGCUGAGCGCAUCCUCUGGCCACCGGGGUCACUGUUUCUACAGAGGCACCGUGGACGGCAGCCCUCGAUCCCUAGCUGUCUUUGACCUCUGCGGGGGUCUCGAUGGCUUCUUUGCAGUCAAGCAUGCGCGCUACACUCUAAAGCCACUCCUGCGUGGGUCCUGGGCAGAGUAUGAACGAAUUUAUGGGGAUGGAUCUUCCCGCAUCCUGCAUGUCUACAACCGCGAGGGCUUUAGCUUCGAGGCCCUGCCGCCACGCGCCAGUUGCGAGACUCCUGCAUCCCCAUCUGGGCCCCAAGAGAGCCCCUCGGUGCACAGUAGAUCUAGGAGACGCUCAGCGCUGGCCCCGCAGCUGCUGGACCACUCAGCUUUCUCGCCAUCUGGGAACGCGGGACCUCAGACUUGGUGGAGGCGUAGGCGCCGUUCCAUCUCCAGGGCCCGCCAGGUGGAGCUCCUCUUGGUGGCUGACUCGUCCAUGGCCAGGAUGUAUGGGCGGGGCCUGCAGCAUUACCUGCUGACCCUGGCCUCCAUCGCCAACAGGCUGUACAGUCAUGCAAGCAUUGAGAACCACAUCCGCCUGGCGGUGGUGAAGGUGGUGGUGCUGACGGACAAGGACACGAGUCUGGAGGUGAGCAAGAAUGCGGCCACGACCCUCAAGAACUUUUGCAAAUGGCAGCACCAACAUAACCAGCUAGGGGAUGAUCACGAAGAGCACUACGAUGCAGCCAUCCUGUUCACCCGAGAGGAUUUAUGUGGGCAUCAUUCAUGUGACACCCUGGGAAUGGCAGACGUUGGGACCAUAUGUUCUCCGGAGCGCAGCUGUGCAGUGAUUGAAGAUGAUGGCCUCCAUGCAGCCUUCACUGUGGCUCAUGAAAUUGGGCAUCUACUUGGCCUUUCUCAUGACGAUUCCAAAUUCUGUGAAGAGAACUUCGGUACUACAGAAGACAAGCGUUUAAUGUCUUCAAUCCUUACCAGCAUCGAUGCAUCCAAGCCCUGGUCCAAAUGCACGUCAGCCACCAUCACAGAAUUCCUGGAUGAUGGUCAUGGUAAUUGUUUGCUAGACCUACCACGGAAGCAGAUUUUGGGUCCCGAGGAACUCCCAGGACAGACCUACGAUGCCACCCAGCAGUGCAACUUGACAUUUGGGCCUGAGUACUCGGUGUGCCCUGGCAUGGAUGUCUGUGCGCGGCUGUGGUGUGCUGUGGUGCGCCAAGGCCAAAUGGUGUGUCUGACCAAGAAGCUGCCGGCUGUGGAGGGCACUCCCUGUGGGAAGGGAAGAGUCUGCCUUCAAGGCAAAUGUGUGGACAAAACUAAGAAAAAAUAUUACUCGACAUCAAGCCAUGGAAAUUGGGGGUCCUGGGGCCCCUGGGGUCAGUGUUCUCGCUCAUGCGGGGGAGGAGUGCAGUUUGCCUACCGCCAUUGUAAUAACCCUGCACCUCGAAACAGUGGCCGCUACUGCACAGGGAAGAGGGCCAUAUACCGUUCCUGCAGUGUUACACCCUGCCCACCCAAUGGUAAAUCUUUUCGCCAUGAGCAGUGUGAAGCCAAAAAUGGCUAUCAGUCUGAUGCAAAAGGAGUCAAAACAUUUGUAGAAUGGGUUCCCAAAUAUGCAGGUGUCCUGCCGGCAGAUGUGUGCAAGCUUACCUGCAGAGCUAAGGGCACAGGCUACUAUGUGGUCUUUUCUCCAAAGGUUACGGAUGGGACUGAAUGCAGGCCGUACAGCAACUCUGUGUGUGUCCGAGGACGGUGUGUGAGAACUGGAUGUGACGGCAUUAUUGGCUCAAAGCUACAAUAUGACAAGUGUGGAGUGUGCGGAGGGGAUAACUCCAGUUGUACAAAGAUUAUCGGAACCUUCAAUAAAAAAAGCAAGGGUUAUACUGACGUUGUGAGGAUCCCUGAAGGAGCAACCCACAUAAAAGUCCGACAGUUCAAAGCCAAAGACCAGACUAGAUUCACUGCCUACUUAGCCCUGAAGAAGAAAACUGGCGAGUACCUUAUCAAUGGCAAGUACAUGAUUUCCACUUCAGAGACCAUCAUCGACAUCAAUGGUACCGUCAUGAACUACAGUGGAUGGAGCCACAGAGAUGAUUUUUUACAUGGGAUGGGCUAUUCAGCCACAAAAGAAAUCCUGAUCGUGCAGAUCCUUGCCACAGACCCAACUAAAGCGCUAGACGUCCGUUACAGCUUUUUUGUUCCCAAGAAGACCACUCAAAAAGUAAACUCUGUCAUCAGCCAUGGCAGCAACAAGGUGGGACCACACUCUACACAGCUGCAGUGGGUGACAGGUCCAUGGCUGGCCUGCUCCAGGACCUGUGACACAGGCUGGCACACUAGGACCGUGCAGUGCCAGGAUGGAAACAGGAAAUUAGCUAAAGGAUGCCUUCUCUCUCAGAGGCCUUCUGCAUUUAAGCAAUGUCUGCUGAAGAAAUGUUAGCCUGUGGUUUACUCUAAUGCACAAAAAAACAACAGGAGGAUCAUCGCAGAUACAGCUGUGGUGAAGACAAGGCCUACCCAAAGCACAGAAAGUCAUGCCUUCAUGUCAUUGUCACCACGAGUCGAAUUAUGGGCAGAAUCUGCUCUCUGCGACCAAAAGGUUUACUCUACUUGGUGUAAUGAUGGUGACCUUGGAAUAAAGAAAACGUGAGGGUCAUGGAACAUCCCUGGGCCUACACAAAGGAGACACACAAUGAUGAAUGUAGAAUCGGGGACAUUUGAAGAUGGCAGAGAAGUCUUGUCACCUACCUCUUAUAGAAUGUCUUCAAAGACAUCGUGAUCAUGUUCAGCCAUGACACACAGCUUAUUUUUACUGUUUGUAAAUGCAUCCGCCCUUAGUAUGUCACUUUAUAAACUUGGUCCUAUUAAUAUAUACACAUGUGUAAAUACAAUAUAUAUAUUUGACCAAAGUAGGUCUGCAGCUAUUUCAACUACUAUUUUCCAGAAAGAGCUGAAGAAGAUUUACUGGAAAUUAAGAACUUGCUGCUGUUAAAUAAAACUUUGUAUAUUGUCAGCCUGCAGGAGAUAACAUUUUAGUCAAAAAAAAAAAAAAAAGAAAAAAAAGAAAAAGAAAAGAAAAAGAAAGAAACCAUUUUGACAGCAAGCACCUUCUGUGAAGUUCUAAAAAGGGAAAGGAUCUGCGUGUGUCUGGUCAUUUAAACACAUAUUCAGUUCUGUGUACUCUAGAGUUUGACGGUCUGUAUAUUUUUCAGGCAGCCAAGCCAAGUUAUUGUAUCAUUUGGGUGUAGAAACUGUGUUUUCCUGUGUAUAUGUGAUCAAUAUCCAAGGGUCUAAAAGUUAGCUUGCUUGUAUUGGAAUUUAAAACAACAACAACAAAAAGAAAUAUGUCACUGUGUUUUCAAUUUGUAUUUUCACAACUGCUUCCUUUUCUAUGGCUCCUGGUUCAUAUCUCACAGUGUGUAGGGAUCAUAGAGAACACGCAGAGCCGCAAGCUGUCUGUCACAUCCAGCUUCCGCAGUAAUGGCUCACCUCUGCUCAGCCAGGGUUUAAAAUGUGUUUGUGGUUGCUUGUUUGUUUUUCCUGAGGGUGGGAAGAUGUAUGUUCUGUAUUGGCUGGGUCUAACAGUAAUAUUAAAAUCAUUUCGUAUUUAGCCUCAUCUUGAACGAGCAAUCGGAUCAGUUCAACUAAUUCAAGAAACCAAACUAGUUAGCACUUAAAAGACUGUUUCCACACCAUAGGCAAUUAUCUCAUAAUUUACAAAAUAUAAGCAUAUGUCUGCUGUAUUAGAGAAUUUCUGCUCUCAGAAGGCGUUUGUCUCUACCAGUGAGUAUGUAAGUGAUGGAAUAUAAGUGGUUUCAGGAAGUCUUUUACCUGCACAAGAAGGUCGCACACGCUUAAUGAUAAUCAUAAUCUCCUUUAACUACUCACUGAAAGGCCCCCCUCCGAUAAUUCAAAUAAUAUGACGUGGUUUUAUUCCACUGGCAUUUCUUUUUUCUUCGUAAAAAUCUGCAAAGUAAAUUGUUUUACACAAAUUCUAUAGUGACCAUACCAAAUGUGCCUACUGUGAAAGAUUUGCAUAGAAGGAUUUUGAGAAAUCCUCUCUGGAAUUCCACUAAAUGUAUGAGAGUUUAUUUUUAUUAUAGGAUAUUUUAAUAUAAAUAACUAUGUAAUUGAUGACUCCAUAUCACAUUGAUUUCAGUGGGACAGAAAAAGAAUGCAAUCCUACUUAGGUUUGUUUGUUUGUUUGUUUGUUUUAAGAGAUUAUUUUGUGAAACAGACCAAUGCCCUCCCAAACCAGUCAUCAUCCAUUGGCUUCUCACAGCCUGGUCUUUUUACAUCAAGAAAUGCAGACUAUACAGAACUUGUAGCCUAUAUUGGGUGCAGGUCUCCAAAUAUAGAGCAGGGAGUUCAUUUAGUCAAAUUGGUCAUAAGACAAAAAAUUAAAUCUCACGUUGCUUAUUUAACUGUACAGAGAGAAUAAAUAGUAUAAUGCAACUUUCUCCAAUUUCUAAAAACAAUAUAAGCCAAGUAGUUCCAAUUUGACAAAAUUCUUAUUUUGUUUUUUGUUGUGGUUAUAUUAAAAAAAAUAAAUGAAGAGUAAAUGUGAUUAUCUCCUACUCUGCUUCCCUCUAUGAUCAUCAUAGUUUUUUUUAAUAAUAUUUUCACUGGGUUACUUUCCCUAUAAUAAUCGAGUUUUAUACUUCACACUGAAAUCAUCCUAAGGAGGGUAAACGGAUAAACCACUAAUCUAUGUCUAGAGGGAUUUUCUUUAUGUUUUAAAAAGACUAUUCCUACAUUGACAGGGGAAUGUAUAUAAAUCUCCUGAGGAAAGAAACACAGCAAACUGAGAGUCAGAAAUCUGAAGUGUCACAGAGGGAAAGAGAAAUUGAGUGUGGGAGGAGAAACCGAUAUUAAAUUCCAAUUCAUUCAGUUAGAUUCUGUGCUGUGUUUGCCAUCUUCCCGGUUGUGUAUCUUGAAUCGUUAAAGACCUUGGAUUUAAGAUGGUGAAUAAAGGUGGGGAAACAGAACAAGGCAGUGCUCUGGUUACAAAAUGUCUAACCUUGCUUGCAUAAAAAAAUUAUUCCAGAGUGAGUGUCAGUGCAAAAGAGCCCAGAGUGAAACAGUACCUUGAUCUAUCAGAACAGCAAAUGCCACCUUAAAACCCCCUUAUUGCUUGAAAGUAUAAGGACAUGGUUAUAGUGUAUUUAACAGACUCAACAUCUAUUGCCUUCCUGUGGAAACAGUUUUAAACUAACAGUUGAGGGAUGAAUCACAAACAAACAGAAUAAGAAGUUGCAGCACUGAAAACUAAGUAAUUUAUUGUUUUUGCAACUGCCAUGUGAAUUUCUGUGAUGAAAUUAUUUAUUCUUAUUUAACAAAAAUUAUGUGCAAAAUCUUAUAUUUGAAAUGUUUUGCUGUUGUCCUUUUUUUAAUUUAUGCUUCUUGUUUGUGUAUAAAGUGCACUUUGUGAGUUUAUAUAAUAUACAGCACUGGUGGCUUUGUAUUUCUUUUUUACAGAAGGCUUUCUGUGUGGAACAGGUGUAUGUGUGUAUAUUCCGCAUGUAUUUUCAGUCUGCCACUCUCUUAAAUUUUAAAGGAACAUUGAUCACUAUGUUAAUAGGUCAUUUAAAUACCAAUAACAUUGGCUUUUUCAGAUCAUGAGUUUUAAAAAUGUGUAUUCAAUCCAGCAAGUUGCAACUGGUUUUUAACUAGAGGACAUAUAUACCUUAGGAACAUCUCAACAGAAGCUAAGACACAAUGGAGAACAGGGUUUGAAACAGGCAUAGCACACAGGAGGCUGAAGGAGGAAGAUUAUGAACUUAAGAGUUGUCUGGGAGCCAUAGCAGGCCCCUAGUUUGGUGGAAGAAAUAGAAUCAGUUUCAGUCACAUCACUGAUAAUUAUAUACAAGGAGACUUAAAUUUAUUAUAUGCAUGUUAUAGACACAUAACUUCUAAGUGAUUAAAGAAUGAUAAAUACAAACUCUUACAGCUUUAGAAACAGCUUCCCACAAAAACAGUGUCUGAGCCUCUGCUGUCUGUAGAGAUUCUAGAGAUGAUCUCAAAUGAAAGUGGAUUUGUGUAUUUCUAAUACCAGUCAUAACCUUGUCUAUGGGUGUAAGUGCACAUAACAAAGUAAGACUUUUUACUACUACUAUCAGACCAGAGUGGUAGGACAUGGGACAAGCAGGAACAACUCUGGUAACAACAGCUCAUUUGUGAGUGAGACUGUGCGGUCCAGGUCUAGAAAUAAAGUCAAGCACUCUUGGCCCCACUGUAUAAGUCAUUGGGUCAAGCCCUGGCUCCGAUGUUCCUCCAUUAAUAACUUCCUUGUUAGCAAAUUAACAAGGUCAGUCAGUGCAACCAGCAGGGAACAUAGGCAGGUUCAGAAAUCCAGGGUGUGCACUAUGACUGCAGCUCAUUGUUAGAAAUAUGAUGAAUACAAUGCUUAAUUCUACUCUGAGUUGAGAACCCUGCAAAACAGCCAUACUGUGCUAAUACCACUCAUCUAUUUACACUGAAACAUGGGACCGUACAAAUGCAUUACAUUUUUUAUUAUUUCAUGGCUACAAAAUAAAAGAAAUAACCACAAGAGCAAAAUAGGUCAAAGCAGAUGCAAAAUCAUAUUAAGGAAGUUUUAUCAUUAAAACACAGAGAAAAGGCACUUGUAUGGUUUCUGUAUUAUUAUUUUCUUUGGCCAACAGUCUACAGUUGCAAAGAAUCAAACAAAUAGAUCAGCCUAACCGAAUAGUUUGGUAAAAAUGUGGUAAUAAACCCUUAUUAAUGUGAAAUAUAGGCAUGGCUUAUUGAAUCAUAUCACCACAAAACAUAGCAAUCUAUAAUCAACCCAUUAAUUCUAUUCAAUCAAACAAUGAGGACACAUUGCAAUACAGGUCCAUUCAUUAUUAAGCUAAUGCACAGGAAUAAAAAUCAGU
This is a messenger RNA of Mus musculus (house mouse), 8104 nucleotides long. RefSeq names its product ADAM metallopeptidase with thrombospondin type 1 motif 5 (gene Adamts5). NCBI's taxonomy places the organism in Eukaryota, Metazoa, Chordata, Mammalia, Rodentia, Muridae. Gene Ontology annotation, biological process: extracellular matrix organization; proteolysis. Gene Ontology annotation, molecular function: peptidase activity; metallopeptidase activity; identical protein binding. Gene Ontology annotation, cellular component: extracellular matrix. The transcript has 8 exons. The coding region runs from base 859 to 3651 and encodes 930 amino acids. The record is from RefSeq and is marked reviewed.